AGCGUCAUGGGAAGGAAACCGCUGUAAGACAUAGUGCAGCGGCAUACAAAUGGCGAGGCCGACCUCCCUGCUGCUCUUUGUUGCUUUCACUGCCUCGGCUCGUGCGCAAGAAGGCGGUACGUAUGGAACGACCCAGAACGGAGCUUGCCUCCCUUGCUUGAGUUGGUUGGUGUGCUGCUGCCAUGUGUGUCAUGUGUGUGUGAUCUGCAGCCCUGUGUCCUGGUGCGAGUGAGGCGGCCUCACAGGCGCCCCUCGAGUCAGGCAGAUAUGGGGUCAAAGACGGACCGAGCGACGCGGGCGGGUUAGUGAGCCACCUCUUGGCUGCCAAUUCACUGAGCCGUGCCAUCUGCCAUAUCCACUGAGGUCGUCUUUGCGUGUGGUCCAUGUUUUUGGUAUGUUGUGCAGCCACUGUCUGGCGCUUGGUGCGGUGAACAGCCGUGAGGAUGACGGGAGCGCCGGUAUGCUCUUCAGCUGCAACACGGAGAAAGGGGUGGUGUUCGACUACACCGCCCCUGAUGGUAAGCACGCACCCACACACAUGGCGCCGACCACUGACUGAUGCACUGAUCCACAUAUCCAUCCGUCCACCUGUCUCUUUCUCGUGCAGAGUCUGCCCUCUCCUCCCGAGGCCGCAUCACCGGCGAGGUUGAGCUCAAGUCGUCUCCCGCCGACCAGGACGAGUGCGUAGGAUGCCUCUUCAGAGUGGCAUUCGAGUACGACAGCAUCAGCGGGAUCGCUGAUGGUGAUGAAGGGACCACCAGCCGCGGAAAGGGCUCCCUCACCGUCAAGCGCCGGCCGCCCUACUGCGAACUCCCCUCCAUUAUCGAAUUCGGCUCUCUGGUACAUUCGCCACAUACAACAACAGUACAGCCUCUCACAACGGCACGCGUUGCUGUCAUUUCUUGCCAAUUUGUCAGGGUGCCGCAGCUCCCUCAUCGCGAGGGGCGUUUGAGUGGCUUCCUGUGGACGAGAGCGGGGACGAUGCGUGGGCGGGCGCUCAGCUGCACGGCAAGGGGCGGCUGGCGCUCUUUGGUGGCCCCGCCGAAGCACGCGGCGAGGCGGCAGCAGCAAAGGAGGGCAAGGUUGGCCAGCGGUGGAGCUUCGUGGUCGGGCAGGCCUGCCCCGGUAUGCACGCGCGCAUAAGCAUCCAUGUGUGUGUGUCAACGAAGUGCGGGGCAUGGGAUACACAUGUGCGUGGCGUGCCCUCUGUCUGUCGGCAGGUGCGAUUGGUGACCUGGUGUAUGUGGACAGCAAUGCCAAUGGAGAGCAGGACAAUGGCGAGCCGGGACUGCCGGGCCUCGUCGUGCAGCUCGCAGAGGAACCCGCCGGCCGCAUCGUCCAAACACUCGAAACAGACGGUAGGUACCCGAAGCUGUCCCGCCAGACAUCGCCCUCUUCCACAUGGCAUGGAAUUGUCUCUUCUCUGCCAUGUCCUGUCCGUCCAGAGAAUGGCCACUAUGGUUUCGAGAAUCUGUCUCCCGGCUCGUAUCGCGUCCGUUUCCUCCUGCCGCCAUCCCUCACGCUCACAUCGCUGUCCGACGGGGCGGAAGCUGAUGGGACGUCGGUGCAUGAGUCGACGCACUUCGCCGAGAGCAGCUCGGUCAUCGUGCUUAGGAAGGGCGAGAGGAACAUGGGCGUGCGUGCCGGUGUGACCACCAAGAAUCUGUCCAACCACCGGGUCAAGGCAAUGGCGUCGGAGAAUGCCCUGUCUGGUACGCACACACACACAGGCGCAGAAAGGGGAAAGAGAAUUGGUGGAUAUGUGUGUUGCCAUUCCUUCCCUUCGUGCAGCUGACGCGCUUGCCGUGAGUGCGGCUGGGCUGGAGGGAGCGGACACAGGUCAGACAGACAGAGCCAUCCACACACACAGAGCCAUCCCUUGAUUCAUGUUGCAGCCACCAUCAGCGGGCGAGUCUUCGACGAUGACGACCACAAUGGCCUCUUCGACCAGGACGAAAGCGGCGUCGAGAAGGUGCCCGUCGACCUCGUUGACGCAGAAGGGACCGUCGUGCACUCGACAAAGACCGACAGCAACGGACGAUACACCUUCAAGCCGGACGCCGGCACCUACAGCGUCCGUGUCGACGUGCCGGAGGGCUAUGACGGCUUCACUUGGCAGCUGGUGGAGGGAAAGGGGAGGAAGCGCAAGUCGCGCGCCGACGCUGACGGGGUCACCGGCAAGAUCGACGUCAAAAAUGGGGAGAAGCAGGACAACGUGGAUAUCGGUGUGGUCAAGGAAGUGACGGCCGCCUUCACGAGCAAGAUAUACGUGGACAUGGACAGGGACAGCCGCAAGGACACCAACGAGACCUCCCUCCCUGGGGUCGAGGCGUCGCUCAUCCAUGACGGCAAGGUCGUGCAGAAGACCAAGAGCAACGACUGCUGCGGCGUGUACGGCUUCAACAACCUGCUUGCCGGCCGCUACACGGUCGAGCUGAUGCUGCCAAGGGAGAUGGUGGGGUUCAGCUUCCCCAGCAACAUCUCCGGUGCGGCAGAGAUGCGGCAGUCAGAAGUAUAUGAGGUGCAGAACAACCAGACCUUGUUCGAUUCCAUCUGGUUCGACCACAACAGGAACGGCCGGCACGACCAGGACGAGUGGGGCGUGGCGGGGGUGGAGGUGCGGCUGAUGAGGGGCGGCAAGCUGGUUGGCAAGACGAUCACCGAUCGGGAGGGAUUCUUCAGCUUUGAGGGGCUCGCGGACGGCAAGUACAUGGCUGAGUUCUCGCCGCACGAGGGCGGGCCGCAUGUGGUGAAGUGGAAGCCGAUAGCGAGGAUGCAGGUGGACCUUGACAAGGGGGAGGAGAGGAUGCAUGAGCCCGUGGGGGUGGUCGUGUACACUGGUGACAUACACACACACACACACACACAGACACAGAGAGAGAGGGACAGCCAGUGAGGCGGACAACGGUCGACAUGUGUCGCGUAUUACGUUGCGCAUGCAGGCACCAUUGGCGACACGGUAUAUAUGGACGUUGACGGCGACGGCGAGCAGGGCCCCAACGAGUACCCCCUCCCCAACAUCACCGUCGAGCUCAAAGACGCCCUCGGACACACUGUCAACACCACACAGUCCGACAAGGACGGCAAGUACAAGUUCGACUACGUCCCCCCCGGCACCUACCAAGUCGACUUCAUCGACACCCCCGUCAAGCUUUCCCUCGACAGAGCCGAGCGCGGCACAUACGAGACCAUCAAUGUCACCGGUCCGGCGACUAGAGAGGUGGAAGUGCUGUCGGGGGCUGACCUCGUUAACGUGGAUGGCGGGAUGGUGGUGGCCAACACACGGGGGGCCACCCAGCGGAUCUCGGACAGGGUGUGGGAAGACCGCAACGGCAACGGCAUCCAGGAUGAGGACGACCCGCCUGUGCAGGGGGUGGAGGUGCGGCUCUAUGAGGUGAGGGACGGCGACCAGCUGCGGCUCAUCAGCACCGACGUGACCGACAAGGGCGGCAACUACAGCUUCAUCCACCAGCCGCCCGGCUCGUUCGUGCUCGAGUUCGUCAAGCCUCCUGAGUACUUGAAUUUCACACGCCGAUAUGCCGGCAACAACACACACAACGACAGCAACGUCGACCCAGCUGAUGGGAAGAACUACGGCAAAUCGGUAAGAACAUCACGCUCACGCACCGGUCGUUGCAAGACAUCCGUGGUGUGUCACUCACUCAGAGCGUCUUCACCCUUUUCGCUGGUGAAAGGAACCCAAGCAUCGACGCGGGCCUCAUCAAAGGGGGUGAGAACAGACAGACCCACAUAGCAGACCUGCGCACCCCACACACCCACCAUCUGUGUGUGUCCUUCAGCCUCCGUGGUGAGUGAGGUCUUCAUCGACAAGGACAGCGAUGGCGAGCGCACCAGGAAGGAGAAGCAGCUGUCGGGCAUACAGGCCACCAUCCUGCGCGACAUGGCCCCCAUCCGGCUCACCAAAACCGACAAGAAUGGCAAGUUCGCCUUCACAGAUCUGGAGCCGGGCACCUACGAGGUCGAGCUGAAGCUACCCAAAGGGCUGACCACAGCGUCCUUUGUCGACAAGGGUGGUGUCGCAUCGGCUGCAAAGGCGCUGCAGCGGACCAGCUCGUACGUGUUCGCGGCAGAUGAGGCGGUGGGUGGGGAGCGGUCUGUGGUCGAGAGCGUCUUCGUCGAUUCCAACGGGAAUGGUGUCCGUGACAGGGUGACCAAUGACACACACGGGAAGACACAGAUCGGCACGUCACACACGUGUGUAUGUGGCCUUUUAGGCCGAGCCCGGCAUCCCCGAUGUGCCCGUGUCUCUGCUGAAGGACGGCCAGUUCCUCAAGCGCACCGUCACCGAUAUAGACGGCUUCUUCGGCUUUGAGGGCCUGAUGCCAGGCGCCUACCAGGCAGAGUUCGAGCUCGACUCGGCCUCCAUGAAGGACGUUGUGCAGUGGAACCCUAUCACAAGGUUCCGGGUGCUGGUCUUGGGAGGCGAGAGGGUGGAGCUGCUCGUCGCCGUUCGGCACCCAAAGGCCGCCGAGCAUGAAGAAACGGAGGUAUCCGACACAGACUACGUCAUGGCGCCCGAGCUGACGAGACAAGGAGCCGAGGCGCAGGCUGGUCACGAGCAGGACGCAGAAGUGACCACCGCGCCGCCAGCUGCCGAGGAGACCCCCAACACUGAGGCGACGAUGCUCUCGAGUGAAGGCGGGACCUACAGCCACAGUUAUCACCCACACUGGAGGGUCCACCCGAGCCAGCAACAGCGCCCAGCAGCAGAGGCAGCCGAAGCUCAAUCGCUGGCAAGUGAAGGCGUGACCCCUCCCCUGACCGAUGACACCGCAGCUGCCGAUGGCAUCACCACGCCUCCACCAUUACUGUCCGACGACGAGUCCGACCUCAUCGAGAUCCAGGAGGAAAGGGGGCUUGCCAGCAGGGCUGUACCAGAGCAGUCCCCUGACUCUCCGGUGACGGGUGCAGAAGAUCCAGGCGAGUGGCGACAUCUGCUGUCCGACUUGAUGGCUGUCGAGAUGGGGGCUGUGAGCGACGCAAGACGGAUGAGACAGCGGCAGAGGCGGCGCUAUGGGGAAGCGCCGACCUCAAGACAGCUGAGGGGGGCGGUGGGCACAUAGGCAGGCAGGUGUGUGGCCGAUCGGGAGAGAGGGUGUGUACAAACCUAUCUAAACCUACACGUACGUACGGCGGUGGAUGGAUGGAUGG
Vitrella brassicaformis is the source of this 5172-nucleotide messenger RNA. The record is from the annotation of a GenBank genome assembly. NCBI's taxonomy places the organism in Eukaryota, Vitrellaceae.